Scomber japonicus (chub mackerel) is the source of this 1929-nucleotide messenger RNA. Its product is annotated as KIAA1143 ortholog. The transcript is spliced from 3 exons. The coding region runs from base 62 to 562 and encodes 166 amino acids. The record is from RefSeq and is a predicted model, not a curated record. Lineage: Eukaryota; Metazoa; Chordata; Actinopteri; Scombriformes; Scombridae.
GCUAACAUUAAAGUGUUUUUAGGCCCAGUUCAUUAGCGUGUUUGUUUUUAGCUGCUUUGCAAUGAAUAAGAAGGUCAGUGGAGUGUCCUGGGUCAAACCAGCAGAGCCGUCCUUUCUCAAGAAGUUUAAAAAUGACGUCGGUUACAAAGAAGGACCCAAUGUUGAUACUAAGCGUCAGGUGAUGCCAACACUGGAUGAUGACAGCGGGAGUGAUAGAGAUGAUGAAUUACCUCAAAUUGUGGUCCUAAAAGAUGGAGACCUGACUACAGAGGAAGUGAAAAAGAUCAAGGAGGACACACGUGGUGGCUCGGAGAAAGACGAUGAAGCUCCAGCUGAUGGUAAAAUCGUUUUCAAGAAACCAGCCAAGCGUUCCUCCUCAGACAAAUUCCAGGGCAUCACCGCCAGCUCCAGCAAAAAGAAGAAGAAGAGCGAUGGAGGAGAGAAGAAGGACGAGGAGGAGGAGGAGGGGGAGAAGAAGGAGGUGAAGUCUGGAAAGAAAGUCAAAAAUAACAGCCUUCUGUCAUUCGGAGGGGAUGAUGACGAAGAGGAUGAGGAGGACUAAAUGUUACUGUUACUCCUGUGACAGAUGACACAAAUCAAAGUGAAUCUUUCAUAAUUUGACAAACAGGGAUGGAGGUAAAAAUUAAGAGACAUUGUGUGGAGCCUGUCUAUUCUCAGUUCUUUUAAAGGACAGUGCCACUAUUUUUUGCAUGUCUAAGCCCAAUAACUACAAGUAGCCUAUAUUUGAUUAUUACUGACAACUGCUCCUUUCAUCUGAGUACACUGAAAACCAACUUGCAUUAUUUUCAUUAUUAUCAUCAAAGCUUGAUUAUAGUUGUGUGCAGCAACAGUUUUACUUCAACAUGGUGCAUUCAAGGACACUCACAAACAAUCCAAAAACAUUUAAUUGUGAUUUUCAUUUAUGAUUGAAAUAGUGAUUAUUUUCAUAAGAUACAGACCUGCAGGCUAGUCUGUAUUUGUGGUGAACUUAAUAUGAAACUAAAUGAAUGUGCCAACCAUUGUCACAAUUGUCUUGUUUCUAUAUCAACAGAUUCUCAUAAAUAGUUACUUUUUGCAUUUAAGAUUAGUUGUACACUCAACAUUAUUGUUAUCAUAACAGCUGCAUAGUUGGUAAUAAUGACAACAACCACAUCUGAUGAUGUUUUUGAUAUCUGAUGAUUUAGCUCUGAGAAGCUAACAUCAUGGAACCAUCAGAUUGUUUAUGCAGACAAGACCCGCCACUCUGUCUUUUUUAUGGACAUUAAAAAAGACUCCAUAAUUUUAUUUUUAAUUUAAAGUGUUCACUCAGUACUGAAAAGAAUGAAUGCAUCAAAAAAACCUAUGAUCAAUAUUAAUAAUGUAAAAUUUAGGUCAUUAGUAGUUAAUGGGCUAAAAAAAAGAGGAAAACUGUCAGUGUUGUCCUUCAUUCAUUCUAUAUGUAGCAUUUCUUUUCACAUUAAACAUGGCAAGCAGUAUUUAGUGAGUGAAACAGACUUCUGCAGCUCAUUCACGCCUCCUGCUGUCAUGAUGUCACCCUGACAGCACUACUGACUCCUCAUAUAUGGAUUCAGAUGUUUAAAGAUGCUCGUCAUUUAAAGGUGGCACUCCUGCCUUUCAUACGUAUUAACAUCCUUUUGUUGAGUCUGAAUCUUCAUCUCCUAUUUGUUAGUUUGCAUCUGUGAUGUCAUCACAAAUGUCACGUAGUGUGAACGUGCUCAUUGUGGAAUUUUUUAAUACAUUCAGUGAUUUGACUGAAUGUAUAAAUAUAUUCUAGCUUCGACAACGGAGCUGUAACAGUUUAUGUAGAAACAAUGCAUUCUUGUUAAUGCAGUUGUAUGAUUUUUUUUUAAAGACAAAAUGUGAUGUUUGUUUUUAUUGUGUGCAUUUUUAGAGAAUGGUUAUGGCUGUAUCAUUUGAAAUAUGAAACAU